Nematostella vectensis (starlet sea anemone) is the source of this 8472-nucleotide messenger RNA. RefSeq lists its product as uncharacterized. Bases 210 to 7730 code for a protein of 2506 amino acids. The record is from RefSeq and is a predicted model, not a curated record. Lineage: Eukaryota; Metazoa; Cnidaria; Anthozoa; Actiniaria; Edwardsiidae. The transcript has 13 exons.
CCGGUCGCAACGCCUCAUGAAUAAAACACGAUAUUCACCGGGCGUCUCACCAUAUCGAGGUGAAUAACAGAAAAACAGAAAAAGACACUAUUUCUUUACUUUGAUUCAAAUAUCGUUUGAUUUGUAUGAUUAUAAAUACAGGACGAUUCUACUGGAGUCGUAACUUGUGAUCUCCAACAAAUGCAAGGUGUGUAAAAUGCGGAUAAUAGAUGUUUAGGAAGACUCAAGACAUGGGUAACCUGAGGGAAGUCGCUUUUUUUCUCGUUUUCGCUACAGUUGUUGGACAAGCCUUUUCAGAGUGCGACAGCCGCUGUCAGCAAGAAUGCAUCGACGUGUUAAACAAAUACCGCGAAAACCACGACGCCCCAGCCCUCACUUUCUCCCAGGCCCUCGCUGACAAGGCGCAGCAGUGGGCGGAUGGCGGGAAGUUCGGUUACGAUAUGACGUCACGCGGGCAAUUUGGGCAGCUGAUCGAGUGGGAUGUGAAAGAUGAGUUCCCUUCAUUCACGUCUGUCAUUAAGAACUGGCACGACAAGGAAAGGUUUUAUGAUUUUAAGACGGGGAUGUCUACUAAUGGUAAAACACUGCAUGACUUUACGCAAGUGGUGUGGAAAAGGGCACGCAAGGUCGGGUGUGGUAAGGGUAAGAUGUUUGGAUCCAAGUAUUACGUGGUGUGGAUGGAUGCGGACGGAGUCAUGAGUCCCAAUGUCGCCGGCGGCAGCGAAAAUGUGGGGCCACCGAAAAGGGAAGACAUCUAUUGGUACGAGAUUACUAAGCUGUGGGGCGUGGGUAAGCCCCUUUACCGAAAUGUCACAAAGCCAAGGAAGGAGGGUAAUCUGACUCGGUCGCACAUCUUGUCAGCAAGCCUUAGUCAAAAACUUGCGCGUCUCACAGACGAUGAGGACCAAGAUGUGAUACAAGACCUGAAUGAGGUCAGCAAAGAACAAAGAGUACUCAACAGCGAAAACAACAUCAAACAGUUUGUUCAUGACUCUUUAAGUCAAGUUUUCGACCAGGAAAAUCAGGAGGUUGAAAACUUGAGGAACCAGUUUGCGGAAAAUGUAAAUCCUUAUAUUGAUAACGCUGUUCAAACUGGAGCAAAGAUUGCAGAUGGUGGCCUUGGAAAAGCCGAGGAAAGUCAUGCCCGAAAUGGGUAUAUGGGAGUAUUAAACGGUGGCGAUAGACUACCAGAAAAUGGGGAUCAAUUCGGUAAUGAAAAGGGCGAACUUGCAAACCAUGCCGCACCUAACGAUAAGGUGUCUUAUGGAGGAGUAGAAUUGCCGGAGAAUGAGUUUGGGAAAAGUGAGGGCUUUGCUGGUCAGGAACAGCUUGAUACAGGUGCAUCAUAUGGUUCCCUCGGUCGUCACGAGGGGAGACCUUACGAAGGGUAUCCAGAGAGGCACUUUGAUAAUCGCGUUACAGGGUUCAACGAAGGCAUCCAUGAGCCUAUACCUCCUCUCAAUUCUGGCUUCAACAGCAGAUACGAGCACCAGGGCGCAAGAGAUAGGGAGAUUAGUUCUUCUUUUGAAGAAGGAGAAAAGCAGAUUGAGAAUGCAGAUACAGCACUUAUUGACAACCUAGCGAACACACUUCAGCAAAGGCCGGGAUCAGAGAACCGAGGCAACCGUCUCAAAACACGGCCAAGGCCAGGACAACAGGACAGCAGCGAACUUCCACGACCAAAAGGUAAGUCUAGAGACGCCCAGAGCUUGCUUUCCAAGUCAGUCCCUAUUGGUAAUACAUCCCUGACACAGCGAAACCCUUCCCUGAUAAUCCACGAACCCUGGAACGCUACUAGCCCUGACAGAGCUGAUGAUAAGAACAAUGGGUCUAACAGCACUCAGGCUAAAGAACAGAUGCGCAAAAACGCGGGCAAGCGUUAUGAAGGGAACCCUAGGGAAACUACCAAAGAUAUCGCUGCUUUGAUAAUGGGGAAAGUUUCUAGUAAUGAUACGGUAGAACCCAAGGAGGAUACAGAGCAACAGUUUAGCCACCCUAUAAGUGACCACGACAGUAAAUCUGAUGUUGAUACGGAGUUAUCGAGCGUUGUUGAUCUGAUCAACACUCGUUUAAGAGCAUUGGUUAAAUCACGUGGUAACGGUGGUCCUUACUCUUUGAAAGGUAUUGAUGCUACGAAGGACUUCAACAAGGAAAUGAAGCAGCUGCCAGAACUUAGAAAAGUGUCGCUAAAAGUUCCUGUAAAGACAAAUGAACCUGAGCAAGGCGAUUCUAACAAAGAAGUGUCAAUAGAAAGUAAGCCGCAUCAAGAUCAUAAAACCGACCCGGGUCUUCCAUCGAGGGAGCCUUCGACAGACGAGAACAUGGCACAAAAAGAAGAGGAUCCUAUGCAGCAACAACAAAACGAUAUGCCAAUUAAUGACCAAAUGGGUCACGGGCCUGGUAGGCAAACAAACCACGACGAAUUACACGGUAACCAGGACUCGAUGAACAACGAGCUCGAUGGAAACCGAAUGCCUGAUCAUCGCAUAGACAACUAUGGCUACCCGACGAGCCUGCAUUCUCAAGGGAACAACCAAUGGCUGAAUCACAUGGGCCACACUCCCGUCAGUGGACCUUCAGAACUGGGCGCAAGCUUUGAUCCUCUUACUCAAGCUUUGAAUGAAAACCCAAUUGGGCUAUAUGACCUUCGGAAGUACCACAAUGAGCCAAAACUGGGCGAAGAACACAGUGCUGUUCAUAAUGGUGACAAAAAUGUUGAAAAAAAGACAUCUAGUUUGCAGCCGGUUAUGGACGAGCAGGAUAUAUCGGAUUAUCAUGGUGCCCUGAAGCCCAUCAGAGAACCUGAGCCCGCAGAGGUGGCAGCGGGUGUACUUCCUCUGAUGGAUGAGUCGCCCCUAAGGGAACCUGACAUAAGAGGGGAACAGAGACCACCUGGAUAUUUUAACGAAGAGCCUGACGAAAAUGUACUGUACCCAUUUGCCGAGCAGUAUGAAAACGGGCAUAUAUUCAGAGAUGAAGGACCUAAGGGUAAUAGGGUGAACGAGGAGAGUGUGUCAGAGGAGGCUGGGAGUGCAGGUGACAAAGGGUCGAAGGUGGAAAGCGAUAAUAAUAAGGCGCCGCAGGAGAAGCUUAAAGAAGGGAAAAUUAUUUCCUCACCAGACAACAAACCAGGGUCCUCCAUGGAUGCGACGAGUCAGCAGCCUAUCAAGGGUGAUUCACAAACUGAACCAACAAGCGGGAAAGACGCAAUUUUAUUAGUUGAACCCUCAAAGCAGGCGCAAUCUCAAGAAGGGAAAGUUCAGGAAUCUGAAAAGGAGAGGUCACAUGCUGAAUCCCAAGUGGGUAGUAAAGAACAAGGAAACUUGCAAACACCUUUGUCGCCAGAAGGUAAACAACAGACAUCCCUACAACAAGAAAACCAAAAACCAACCGUGAAAGCAGAACAAAAGCCAAUAAGGGAGGGUUCUGAUAACGGUAUAGUAGGGCAAGCCGUACAGCAGGCGACGCAAUCCGGUAGCGAAAAACAGAGUCAACAGGCUCAGAACGAGGAUUCGGAAUCAAGCAAGCAGCAAUCAAAGUCUGAAAAUGAGAAGUCCUCUGGACCAGAAAGUCAGGGGGCAAACAGCCUGCAGUCGCAACAAGGCGGUCACGAUAUAACUUUGGACGCUGGGCAACCAAAAGCGCCUGCAAGAGAACAGGAAAGGACAGAGGGCGAAGUUUUGCAAAACGGUUUCUCGGCAGGUACACGACCGAAAGGAAAAAGCUCCACUUUCUCUGUAACAUUAACUCUAAACGAACCUGAACAAGAGGACUCCAAUUCUGGAAAACACGAAAAGGCUACACUUCCAUCAGCCUCGUCUGAUAAAACUUAUAAAAAACCAUCGAAACAGGCAAUCCAGUCAGAAGAACAGGCAAUGAAGCAGUCGGAAAAGGUGAACACAAAAGCAAGUGGCGAACAAAUAAGUCCCGGCGAUAAGACUAUAAACGUACCAUCCAAAAACAAACAGGAAACAAACGAUACUUCAAAAAAGAACGCUUCUAAUAGCGUGCUUAGCUCGGGAAACUCUGAAUUGAUUUCUCCCUCUGACAUGAAGAAGCAGCCAUCAAAGCCAGAAAUCGACGAUUCAAAGGCUAAUGGGCAUAUGUCAGGCGACUCGCAAAGUUCAUCCACUUCAGGAAAGCCAUCACAACAAGAGAGUCAAACUGAACUUGGACAAAAAAUUGAAAAGGGUGAUGUGGAAGGCGAGCAAACCGCGGCGUCAACUGAUGGUGAGAAGUCAUCACAGCAAAAAGAGAACCCAAAAGACAAAGAGCAACUACAAAAGGAAAAUACAAAAACGGGUGGACAAGAAACGUCAGGAGAACAGUUGUCGUCAAGCAACGAGAAACCUCCUCCAAAGACUGAAGGUCAAGAAGAAAAGGAACAAUCAGAUAAGAAACGUCCACAAACAAAUGGAAGCCAAGAAGAAAAGGGACAGCCAUCAGAGAAGAAUGAAGAAAAGCCUAAUAUAGCAAGCGAACAUUCGACACCAUCGUCAGGUGACGAAAAACUGUCCAAGCAGAAAGAGAGUACGGCAGAAAAUGAACAUCAACAAAAAGAAACUUCUAAGGUGCUCGGACAAGAACCGGAGUCCGUGGGUAAACAGUCAAAGCCGCAACAACAAGAGAGCGAGGGGGAGAACACAAAAGAAGGAAACUCUCCUCAGGAGAAUUCAAAGACGAGCGGGCAAGGCCAAAGCGCUGGAAGUGUGCCGUCGUUGACUUCGACUGGUAGUGAGAGGAAACCUGAGCAACAAGAAAACCAGCAAGAGUCUGGUAAAUCAGGGAAGCAGCCUACGGAGGGAGAUGCUAGAGAGCAAAGUCCAAGCCAAAGCGGUUCAAAGCAGCCAAACAGUGAAGAGCUACAGUCUACGCAUCAGAAUACACCACAGUCGUCGUCAUCAUCAUCUACUUCUAACAUAAGUGGGGUGGACCAACAGAAGCAGGCUACACAGCAAGAAUCGCAGACGAGCGUGUCUCCUCAAACUAGCGGGACAGACCAAAGUCAAUCAAGCCCUUUAGAAAAAGAAGUGGCCAAACAGGAAUCACAGCCAAACGUGUCACCCCAAUCAGGCGGCAAACAAGAGUCACCAGCAAACACGUCUCCGGUACCACCAGGGGUAUCAGGUGGCGGAGACCCAUAUACAACAUCUAGUGUACAUGUCGUCAAUUCACCUGUGGUAUAUCAAACAGAUACAACUAUUAUGGUAGGAGGUCAACCCCAUACUCAACAGUCUCCAGAAAGGGUUGAAGGUGACGGAAGCCAACAGGGGACGACGGCAGUUAAUGGCAGCCAACAGGAGACGACAGUAAAUGGUGUCAGCCAGCAGGAGACUACAUCUGGCGUACCUUCAGAUGGAUCUUCGGCUGUCCCAACUAAAGUUAAUGAAAAUCAAGGCCCGGGCUCAGAGAUGAAAGUCAGCCCUUUAGAUCAGAAUCAAGGGCCAGGAAAAGACGCCUCGAAGGCAAACGGUGAGUCAGCUUCAAAAUUCGGAACAGGGACUCCCUCAAAUAGUGAAGCUUCUCAAGGAAACCCAGACGCUAACCAAGAAAAUAUAACAGGAAAAAUGACCGGUAAAAACGGAUCGGAAUCACCAGGGGGUGAGCCUAAAAAGGAAAAAAAUGUGAGCCAGGCAGCAUCGAACGUUGACAAGGAACAGAAAUCUUCCGGCUCAACUUCAGAUUCAAAGAAUACCAACUCUUCAAAUGGCAACAAAGAAAAACUGUUAAGUCAAAUAAGUACUCCCAAAGAGACAUUGUCAGACUCUACGGACAAACGGCCCGUUCUCGAACUUCCAAGACCAGUUGACAAUAGAAAGCCAGCAGAAACCCAAGAUAACUCGGAGGUUCCGAACAAAUCUGUGAGUCGGCUACCGAAAGUUGUGGCAUCUGAACCAAACACUGCUAAUGAAGAAGUAGCGGCGCCACCGACUAACCCUGGUGACCAGCUUCAACACUCGGCGACAAGGAAAGCGUGCGUGGAUAACGAGGAGAGGUGUUCGCUCUGGGCUGACCAAGGUCACUGCAAGAAUGUUGUGUACGAGGACUUCAUGAAGCAGCACUGCAAGUCAACCUGUGGCUAUUGUGCACUCGAGACGGAGAAACCGAAAGAACUCAACGAUCUGUUUUCCGAACCCACUUGCAAGGACGCUAUCAAGUACCAGUUUAGCUGUCCCCAGUGGCGCGUGCAGGGCUACUGCGAGAAGCGGUCCAAAGAGAUGAGCAAGUUCUGCCGCAAAACGUGCAAAUUUUGCAAAAAGCGCAAAGUCUCAAAAGCACAAAAGUCUGCCAAGUUACAAGAUGCUAAGGCCCCUACAUCCAGCGGAUCAGUGCCAUCUGUUGUCAGUAACGCGUCUCCUGUCAGCCAAACCACAGCGCCGCCUGGUGUCCAGGGCUCUGCAGCAUCACAAGUCGGCAAUGCCAACCAAGCAACAAUUGCGCAGGCUCAGUCAGGUACCCAAACAGAAGGCCUACACACUGCGCAUGCUCAGGCGGCCAAUGCUCCAAACCAGGCAACGACAGCGCAUGCUCAGUCCUCGUUACCGCAGGGAGCUCAAAUCUUUGCGCAUGCGUCAACAGGCUCGGGCCAGGGUUUCGCGGUCGCACAAGCAGGAGUUCCAAACCAAAAGGGUUUCGCGGUGGCGCAGUCUGCCAAUAUGCCACAGCAACCCCGGUACGCCAGCGCCCAGUCUGGUAACGACAAACACAAUAGUUCAGCUAUGGCACAGUCCGCUCAAGGUCACAACAGUCAAGUAAAAAUCCCUACUUUGCCGAUCGCAAAUGGCUUCCGAGCGCUCGACGAAAGAGUAAUGAGUGAUAGUCCCGAGUACAAAGCGUCGAAUGAUAACGAUACUCCGGGUCGAUACUUUGUCGAGACUGGGGAUGCUGAGGAAAGCAAUUCCGAAUUUGCACAACCUGAGAUCCGAAUGCCAGACGAGUCAGUGCGAAAGAGCAACGGCAAAGGCUCAGGUUCUUUAUUGAGCAAUGGAAAACUGACGUCUUUAAUUGUGAAAGGGAAACCGUUGAGCUUUGACAAGGGACGGGUGAAAGAAGACGACGCUGAGCGAAUGAACCGUGAGGAAAAUAAAGUUAUAAAGGAAUUUAUGGAACGCUUGAACCCCGAAGAACCUUCCACUACCGGUGGUGUAGUUAAGGAUAAGAUGAACCAAGAGCCAAAAACCACAGUAUCUACCAAAGGCUGCGGUAGCGCAUGUCAAUUGGAGUGCUUAAACGCUAUCAACAAGUAUCGCAGUAACCACGCCGCCAGGUCGCUAAUCCUGGAUCAGACACUAGCCAAUCAGGCGCAGCGCUGGGCAAACAAGCGCGUGUUCGGGCACUCCCCCUGGGCUCAAGAGGGCAAAGGCGGGGAGGUCAUUGCUGUCGGAAGUUUCUAUACCACUUUCACCGCGGCGAUCAAGGCGUGGCAUGACGAAGAGAAGGAUUUUGAUUGGUCUAGCGGCAAGCAAGAUAAGGACGCGGAGGUUGUUCAUUUCACGCAGGUGAUCUGGCGAAAGGCGCGGCGCCUCGGCUGUGGUAAAACGACCGUUAACGGUGAACCGUACUAUAUCGUCCAAAUGGACGCGUCAUCGAAACACAGCGCAGCCAAACGUAACAGCAUCGGCAGGCCACAACAGCCGGACUUGAAAUGGUUCAUGGAUAGCUCACCAUACUGGAAGGAUUUACAUGCAAGAGGCCGUAUACCCCGCACCAUUACCAGCAAGAUCAUAUAACAAUAAAGUAUAUCCCGUACCAUUACCAGCCAGAUCCAUAUAGAAAUACCGUAUACGCCGCACCAUUACCAGAAAAAUCAUCAAGAAGUACCGUAUACCCCGUAACAUUACCAGCAAGAUCAUAUUUAAAUACUGUAUACCCGGUACCAUUACCAGCAAGUUCAUAUAAAAAUACCGUAUACCCCGUACCUUCACCAGAAAGACCAUAUAAAAAUACCGUAUACACCGUACAAUUACCAGCAAGUUCAUAUAAAAAUACUGUAUACCCCAUACCAUUAUCAGCAAAAUGAUAUAGAAAUACCGUAUGCCCCGUAACAUUACCAGCAAGAUCAUAUAGAAAUACCGUAUACCCGGUACCAUUACCAGCAAGAUCAUAUUAACUAUAAGAUCGUAUAAGCUCGUAAUAUUACAAGAUCAUAUAAAAAUGCCUUCGCUUAAAUUUGUGGCCUUUGCCUCUUCAAAGAAGACCCAUAAAUCCCUAGAUUUAAGAACUCAAAUUAUCCGAGUCAUCUGGUUGACGAAAUAUAGCGAAAUACAAAGAGAAGAGACCUCUGCCAGCAGGGAAGUAAUCUGGGUUCCACUGUAGGACAGUCGUAAAAUACAUUUUCUGGGAAAAUGAGUUCCAAGAUGUGGAUUUUUAUUGUAGGAAAAUAAAACCAAUCAAUUGUUGUGGGACGUUGUAACUGAAGUCGAGUAUUUGUAUAAUAAAAAUGACAGUUUGACCUGUCAGGAUUUAAGUCUA